GUAGCCGAAGCUUGUAUUAGCCUAGCUUGCGUAAAUCGAACAUUAACUACUAACAUUUCUAACGGAGCUGUCAAACCAAACUGAGAUCGAAAGUAUCUAGCUACAAUCCGUAUACAAGUAUCGGAAUGACCAUUUCCUGUUUGAUAUGCAUUUCCUGUUGCGAAAUAACUAGCUAGCGGGUCGUGGCAGCCAGCUAGCCGUUAGCUAAUUGUAGCUAGCUAGAUGCUGUAUUAUAGUAGGCCUGGAAAUAAUCAUUAUUUGCUGAAAGACAUUGAAUAUGGAAGGAUCGUGUAACAUUGGCACGUUGCACCGAGUAUAUAUUGCAACGGACAUAAUUUUUUAGAGGAUAACCUUAGCUACAUGAAAUGUCAUAAACUAGCCGCGGAGGUGGAGGGACCCACAACCCCCUGAACAGCUGCUCUGAUGGAGAAAUGUCCUCCUCCAAGACGAUAGCAAGUGUAAUACUGCACAAGGUUUAGCAGAAUUAUUUUAGUCUGCUAUCUUGUCUCUAUAUCUAGUCUGUCAAGCAAAUAGGAGACUGGUCAUUCGGGGAUAGCUAUCUCAUCAUUGACUAAGUAGCUAGCUAACUGCUGCCAGUGCUGGUGAAGAAAUCACUGCUGUUUUGGCAUCUGCAAACAACAAGACUGGCUGUGUCAGACAAACCUUCGGCCUUGUCCAGAAAUAUAAGGUUAAUUUGCGAAACUGACAACUGGAAACAAGGACAUUUGAGCAGUCUGUAUCGUUUUGAUUGAAGUGAGGAUAAUUUUUCCUGAUCAUCGAGUUCUAACUGAUAACUAUCAUGAGGAAGUUCUUUGAUUCAUCUCGUCGGGAGUUGGUCAGUUCUGGACCUGGUUCUGGAGGGGGUAACAGUGGAUCCAGCCAUGCAGGUGGCAAUUUAAUUGGACGUUCAUGUACUAUUGGGCGGCACCAAGUCACUAUUGAAGAAACAGUGGCCGAAGGGGGGUUUGCCAUUGUGUUCCUGGUACGAACCAGCCAGGGGCUCCGCUGUGCCCUCAAGAGGAUGUAUGUCAACAAUGAGCACGACCUGCAGGUGUGCAAGCGAGAGAUCCAGAUUAUGAAGGACCUGGUCGGCCAUAAGAACAUUGUUGGCUAUCUGGACUCUAGUAUCACCACUUGUGGAGGAGGAGAUGUGUGGGAAGUGCUCAUCCUCAUGGACUACUGUAAAGGAGGCCAGGUGGUGAACCUGAUGAACCAGCGUCUGCAGACAGGCUUCACCGAGGCAGAGGUUCUGCAGAUCUUCUGUGAUACGUGUGACGCCGUGUCUCGACUGCACCAGGGCAAGACACCCAUCAUCCACAGGGACCUUAAGGUGGAGAACAUCCUGUUACAUGAUAAGGGUCACUACGUGCUGUGUGACUUCGGAAGCGCCACCAAUAAGUUCCAGAACCCACAGACUGAAGGAGUGCCAGUAGUCGAUGAGGAAAUAAAGAAGUACACCACUCUGUCAUAUCGUGCCCCUGAGAUGGUGAACCUCUACAAUAGCAAGAUUAUCACUACUAAAGCUGACAUAUGGGCGAUGGGCUGUUUGCUGUAUAAGCUGUGCUACUUCACUCUACCCUUCGGGGAGAGCCAGGUGGCCAUCUGUGAUGGCAGCUUCACCAUUCCUGACAAUUCCCGCUACUCCUACGACCUGCACUGCCUCAUCCGGUACAUGCUGGAGCCCGACUCUGACAAAAGACCUGACAUCUACCAGGUGUCCUACUUUGCUUUUAAACAGGCUCGCCGUGAUUGCCCUGUUCAGAAUGUGAAGAACUCUCCAAUUCCUGCUCAACUCCCUGAGCCAAUCAAAGCCAGCGAGGCUGCUGCAGCGAAGAAGAGCCAGAGCCAGACACAGAGUAAGGCCAGACUGACAGACCCCAUCCCCACCACUGAGACCUCCAUCACGCCCCGGCAGAGGCCCAAAGCGGGCCAUGCCCCACCCAGCGCUGGAAUCCUACCCAUCCAGCCGGCUGCCCUCACCCCUCGCAAACGGGCCAACCUCCCUGCCGGGGGGGCCCUUCCUCUAGGAGUGAAUUUAAACCUUGCCCAGCAAGCAGCAGCCCUCCAAUCACAGAAGGCACAGACCACGGCUCCGCCUAAGCCAGCGACCGGCCAAUCACAUAACCCUCCCAGUGAGGCCACACCCCAGCUGGGUAGAAAGCCCCAGUCUGGUGCUCAGCAGAAGCAGCCAGGGCAGCUGCAGCAGCAGCCAAUCGCAACAGUGGGAGUCCCACCUGUGCAGACCAAGGCGGAGGCCCCAAGCACCCCCCAACAGGCCAUGCCUCCCCUGGUGGCCAGUCCCAACCCCCAGCAGGCCCAGGCCCCGUCCAGCCAAGCCCCACCCAAAGCCCCAGCACGUCGUAAGCAGGCCAGCCAGAGCCAAGCCCAGCAGCAGCCAUCCGCUCAGCCUACUCCAGCCCAAUCUCCGGCUGCACAGCAGCCUACAGCUCGGCAGCAACCAGUUCCUCAACAACCAGUUGCCCAGCAACCAGUAGCCCAGCCAGAAGCGGCCCAGCAGCCACCUGUCAAGACCCAGUCCACCCCUGCCGAGACCAGUCACAACACAGCUGAGACUGAGACGACUUCUCUUCUUGGUCUGUCCAAGACUCCGCACCAUUCGCCAAAGGCUGUAGAGCGCGCCCCGAGCGACAUUACCCAGAAUGCAGUCGGUGGGCUUCCUGGAAGUGACUCCAGCCAACUACUGCAAGAGAACACAGCAGAGGAUGGCCUCAACCAGUUAAUAUCUGUCGGUACAACUCCACCCAAUUCCACCCGGUCCCUUCAGCAGAGUGUGUGUGAACCAGCCCAAGACGGCAACUUUGCUGCCUUUGCCCCUUCACCUGCCUCUGUCCCUGGCCCUGCCACCGGCUCCCCCACGCAGCCCACUUGGAACCCUUUUGGUGAUGAUGACUUCUCCAAUCUCAAUGCAGAGCAACUGAUUAACAAAGACCUGGUUGAUGAACAGGCAGAUGACGUGGCUGCAGAAGCAGAGGUGGAGACUGCCCCCACAGAGAAUCUGAUACCUGGCCUGCUAGAGGUCUCCUCCCCUGUGGAAACAGCCCCCCAACCUGCUGUAGAACAAUCUGAAGACAUCCUUGGACUGGAUACAGGAGAGUCUUUCUUGACUGUUCAGGUCCCUUUCAGCGCCCUAGCACUCUCAGACACUCCAGAGAAGCAUAUUGAGGGACUGAAGUCCCCAGAUACACACCUCCUGCUCCCUGAUCUCCUGUCCAUGGCUGAUCCCUUUGGCAGAACUGUGGCGGAGGCUGUUAACGUAGUGGGUCCAGCAGAGAACUAUCUUGUGAGUCUGGACUCUCUGAUCCCUGGUCUGGAGGCUCCAAUGUCCCAGUCUGAGACAGACUCUACGCUGCUUCCUGACCCCCUGCUUGGGGAGGACUCUCUGCUGAGCUGCUCUCUCAUCUUUCCCCCCUCUGGAGCCUCCUCUCUCUCUUCUGUUCCGGCUUCUGCUGGUGUUGGGUCUGUUCUGGAAGAGUUUGACCUGGCAUCUGGGGGUUCCACCCAGUUUCUGGCAGACUCCUCUGAUCUCCUGAUCCCAGGCUUUGAGCCUCCGCCCAGUGCAGAGACAGGCAACGAGGAUGAGUUUGACCCCAUCCCUGUCAUGACCUCCAAAAACUCCUCCCAAGUUUCAGGAGGCCACUCUCGCAGUAACAAUGGCAGCUCUGAGUCCAGCCUUCCCAGCCUGGCCCGCUCCCUGCUCAUGGUGGACCAGCUCAUCGACCUGUAGAGGGCGGUGGGGAGCCGGGACACUAGAGAGAGGGGAGUGGGGGGAUGGAGAGACGUGGUAGAAGUAUUGAUGCUGGAGAGGAGACUAGAACCCACCAUUAGUGAUUACACCCUUCCCCCCUUCACCAUUCAUUCCCAUGACCAACGCUUGUUCCAUGUGAACUCCUGCUGUCAUUCCGAACUCACUGGGCCAUAGAGUUAUAGAACCAUAAUCAUUGUCCUGUCCGUGUUUGUCCCAUCAUGCCUCUGAUAUUGAUUCCCAUCAUGUCCACCACUUUUCUUCUUCUCCCCUCUGCCCUCUCAUUUCAUGCUCUCACAGCAUUUAGGACUAUGUUCUGUUGCCCUUCUGCGGUCAUCAUGGCAAACGAGUUCACGGCACACCGCAUCUAACUUUUGCGUUCACAGCACCCUAACAAUAUAACUUUUGCGUUCACGGCACCCUAACAAUAUAACUUUUGCGUUCACGGCACACUAACUUUUUCUAGCUUUUGCAUUUGUCACACUAACUUCAUCCAAGAGUUCUUCUUUCUGUAGACCAGGGCCAAAUGUUUCACUCCUAUCUCUCUGGUCAGUCUUGUCCUGUAAGGAACCAGAGAAUUCCACUCUUGUUGUUAGUAGAUGUUGGCUAGUUGUUAUGGUGGACAAGUAGAUGUUUUGUCUCCUGCCUUUCUCCAGUGUUAUGUUUCACUUGGAUUAUUAUUUGGGCACAUUCAGUAACACCAAUAUCACAACAUUGAUUUCUUGUAUACAUUUUGAGGUGUACCGUAGACCGUUGGAAAAAUAGUUGUCUAUCUGCCAAUUUAGUUUUCCACAUUCCAGUGGCUGAGUUGUCAGGGCUUGUGUUUUAACCCUUAGCAUGAGGUAUCAUAGCCGGUGUGACGGGAUGGAUGUCAUAUCUAAAAUGACAGAUUUUGAUCAAAAAUGACUGAUUACUCCACCAGCUGGUCCAGAGGUUGAGCCUCGCUGUGGAUGCAUCCUCCCAGCUUCCAUUAGCAGAGCACUGUAAGAGCCACCAGGCAGGUUACCUGUCUAUGGUCAAAAUGAGCAAAGAAGUUAUUCAAAAAGCUAAUAAGUUAGCACCAACAUAUUUUAAGACUUUAAAGCCUACAAUAACAUAAAUGUGGAGCUAACAUUCCCAAAGGAAGAAGCUAAGAAGUGAAAACACCAGCUUGGCUAGGGACUCAGUUUCACAUUGACAACAUUGAUGCAUUUCUAAAGCAUAUGUUUGUUUUCCUCUCGUUGACCUCUCUUAAGCCUGAAUAUACAGACAGUCUGUCAAUAUCAUCCCUUUCAUUUCAGCCUGUUUGUGCCAACGCGCAAUCCUUUAAUUCUAUUCAAACAUGCAUUUCCACAGAAAGUCCAUUCCUACUUGUACAUAGAUCCUAUAUUCCAGUAAUUUAUCGGCCCUACAUAAUGUACAUGUAUGUAUAUCUGCAAUACCCACAGACUCUGAUCCAGUGAUCAUACGUUUGGUUCCUCUUGUGUAAAAAGUAAAUUGUGAAAAAAAAAGAUUGUCCUCUGUUCCUCAUCAUAGCUUACGUUGUGAAAAAAUAUAUAGAAACGUUUAUUUCAUAAAUAGCUAAUAAUAAAUGUGAAUAUGAAUAGAGUAUUAGAGAAUGAAUGUAUGAAAUGAAUAUCAGUCUAUAAAUAAAGAUUCAUAUAUUUAAAUUGAAUUCUUAAGAUGACUAUUAUAGAAGAAUACUUUAUGUUUUUCCUGUUUGUGCAGCUGUGUUUUUCCUGUUUGUGCAGCUGUAUUUUUCCCACCAUAUUUCUCCCCAGAUUCCUAUUGUGACAUUAGCAAAACAUACAAUUAUGACAAUCUUAGCUUUGAUCUGUUGUUGAGGGUUGGGUAGGAUUUCUCCUUCAAGUAGUGUCUAUUAACUUGCCUUGACCUAAGGAGGGAUUUAAUGCAAACAUACUAGUUUGUUGUACAAUGGGACCACAACCCAGGGAGCUUUACCAUGUCUUAUACUGUACCAUACCUACUCACGCUGUACAAAGGCAGAGUACUACAGUCUUCGCUGAAAUAGUGCUCUACAAAGCCAUGCUUUCUCCGUACAGAUUUUACAUGAUCAAAAAUAUGCAUAUCGAAGCAUGACCGUGUUGUUGAAUGUUCUGUUCUGGUGUGUUGGUAGACAGUGUUAUCAUCGGUGUGUGUAUGUGUGGACAUACAGUAAUGGAACUCCUAGCCAGUCUGAUUCGUUGGAUGUGAUGCGGUUGUGUUGUUGUCUGACCUCGCUGCAAUAACAGUGACAUCAACAGUAAUGUUUGUGUUGACUUCGUCACAUUUGAAAAGCACAGGCCCUCUUAAAUAGCGCUGAGUCACUCUGUUGCCCAUAGAGGAAGCCACUGUUUUUGAGAGUAGAGCACAUCAGUGUCUCUGAGUUGACCACUAGAGUCAGUGAUCUGAUUGAAUUAGGAGAACGGAAUAUAUUGGUUAUCAGACAGAGGGGAAAUCCCACACAGGACUCAACACUAUGACCACAUACAUGUCAGAUCCUAUGAAGAUAGGAAUGCUCACUAUGCUGUUGGGCAUUUAAAGGAAUUACAGAUAAUUGCUCUACUACAGUUUCCCAAACAAUGCAUGCCAAGCAACAACACUUAUUGGCAAUAUAAUAGGCUGAAGUUCGCAUCUUAUCCCCUCCACCUCACACUACUGUACAGUCUAGUCAUCUGCAGAUACUCAUGAGGCUAUUGACUUAUGCAAUCCUAUGCUUCUUCCUGUAGACACCACUGUGCUGUUGUUCUCAGUAAAGGUCUUGCCCUCCAGGUAGUUAAACUUGUGUUGUUGUGAAAAAGAGAACCUUCAUGUUAUCCUGUUGUUUUUGCCAAAAGUGGAAAAAGCUGUUUAUGAUGACCAUGUUCUCCUGAAUGUUCUGGAUCCCUGUUCGUCUAUAUGGCACCUAAUCCUGCGUCAGAGCUGUAAUUUCUGUGUGCACCUUCUAUUUUUGUGAGAUAACUAAAGAAUUACAAAGAAAGGGAUGUGGAAUAAACAUAUACAUGUGAAUGUA
This is a messenger RNA of Coregonus clupeaformis (lake whitefish), 6755 nucleotides long. RefSeq names its product AP2-associated protein kinase 1. Lineage: Eukaryota; Metazoa; Chordata; Actinopteri; Salmoniformes; Salmonidae. Gene Ontology annotation, biological process: protein phosphorylation. Gene Ontology annotation, molecular function: ATP binding; protein kinase activity. Bases 800 to 3745 code for a protein of 981 amino acids. The record is from RefSeq and is a predicted model, not a curated record. The transcript has 21 exons.